AUGCAUAAGAUCAAGUGGGUAAAUGGGGAUGUGGCUACAAUUGCAUUUAGUAGUUAUAGGUGUAGACCAAGUCUAGCGCAACCGCCUCGUCUAGACGGCGCGGCGGGUCGGGUCUCUCCGGGUCUCGUAGUGAGUUUCUGGUGUUUACAAUUAACUCAUGGAGAAAUUUGUUACAAAAAGGUACCGCGUCUCGCCACGCUUAAAGGAAGUGAUCAUAGACGGGAAGAAAGCGCUGAAACUAUACAUCAACUAAAAGAUGAUAGUGUAGCAAGUAAAGAAGAGAAACAUAGAAGCAAAGAAAGUGCUUCUGAUAACGGAGACAAACAGAAAAAUGACAGUAACGCUAAUAAUAAUGAUGAAGAUUUGGAUGGGAUGAGUGAUGAUCACCAAUUCGUUGAUAAACUUAAUAAUGAUGAAAUCAAACACGAUGAUGAGGAAAUUAAUGGAGACACAUUUACUCCACCGGAACUACUACCGAUAACUGAGAAAUUACUAAAGAAAGAAGGAAAGGGUUUUGUAAGCUCUACAAAGAGUCCAGAGGAACUUGCAGAUAAGCUGUUCGAAGCAUUCUACGGAGGCAACAAAGUUGAAAGAGUCGAAAGCCUCUCGGAGUAUUUUAACAACAUUUUAAUGAUUCAAGCGCAUGAUGCAACAACUGCUUUUACUCCAACUGAAGCCGAAGAGACCAGCACGGAUAAUAUUGAAAAUGAAACAGAACAGGCUACAAUUCCUUCUGAUAACGAUGAUAAAGAUGAAAACCACGAGACAACACAAACGGCCCCGGUGUUGCGAAAAAGAUCAAGGUCAUUAGGCAAAACGAAUAAAAUGCAACGAUCGUAA
Leptosia nina is the source of this 840-nucleotide messenger RNA. Lineage: Eukaryota; Metazoa; Arthropoda; Insecta; Lepidoptera; Pieridae. The record is from the annotation of a GenBank genome assembly.